Messenger RNA from Neopsephotus bourkii (Bourke's parrot), 1009 nucleotides. RefSeq names its product mitochondrial ribosomal protein L32 (gene MRPL32). Gene Ontology annotation, biological process: translation. Lineage: Eukaryota; Metazoa; Chordata; Aves; Psittaciformes; Psittacidae. The transcript is spliced from 3 exons. Gene Ontology annotation, cellular component: mitochondrial large ribosomal subunit. Gene Ontology annotation, molecular function: structural constituent of ribosome. The record is from RefSeq and is a predicted model, not a curated record. Bases 57 to 617 code for a protein of 186 amino acids.
GCGCUUGGGCACCCGCCCUUCCCGUCUCGCAGGGCUCGGCGGACCCGUGUGGGGACAUGGCGGGUUUGGUGUUAGUGUUCUCCCCGCUGCCACGGCUUCGCGGUCUGCUUCAGCGCUGUUGGCAGCGGCUGGAGGGCGGACUCUUGCCGGGUUUCUCUGGGGGACAGAGCCCGCCCUGGGGACCAGCACUAGCUGUCCAGGGUCCAGCUUUCCUUCCACAGCCAGUACAUGACACCGAUGAAAGUAAUGAGGGGCCGAGCCUGCUGGACAGCAUCUUGUGGAUGGCAGUGCCGAAGAAAAGGCGCACCAUUGAAGUGAACCGCUGCAGGCGAAGAAACCCCAAUAAGCUUAUAAAAGUCAAGACGAACAUAGACGUUUGUCGUGAGUGUGGAAACUUGAAACAGAAACACGUCCUUUGUGGCUAUUGUUAUGCAAAGGUCAAAGCAGAAACUCGACUGAUCCGGAAGGAAAUGUAUAAACAGGAAGGAGGGCCAUUUAAUGCUCCAACUGUAGAGACUGUCGUCCUGUAUGAUGGAGAAAAGCCCACAGAAAAAGAUGCAGGCAAGAGGAUCAUUGAAAGAGCCAGGAAGCGCCCAUCAUGGUUUGCUCAAAAUUGAUGCUAAGGAACUAAUGCUAACAAAAGCAGUUACUACAGCAAGAAAGAUCAUGAUUUUCAAGAAUGUUUUCUUCAUUUUAUUCACUUAAUGUCGAUACAGAAAACCUAUGGGCUUCUUGGAAGCCUGCUUGAAUAGCACAUCAUGCUGUAUGAUUUUGCAGUCAGGUGUUGUUUCUAUAGCAUGCAGUGGAAAAUACUUCUCAGUGAUGCAUCGUAACAGUCAACAGUUAAAGAGAGAUCAGGAUCUCCCUUGAGUUUGGACAUCUGAGUGCGGUACACUGAGUAAUUUGUAUGCUGAUGUUCUAUGCUGGUUUUGUAAACAGCCAGUUUUUAACGAACAUAAAACAUUCACAGAUGUAAAAUAAAGUAUGUGGAGUUUCCCAGGGAAAUCUG